Molecule: messenger RNA, 1838 nt
Organism: Arabidopsis lyrata subsp. lyrata
Lineage: Eukaryota; Viridiplantae; Streptophyta; Magnoliopsida; Brassicales; Brassicaceae
Exons: 2
Coding region: 309-860 (183 amino acids)
Source: RefSeq, a predicted model, not a curated record
UUUGUUUAUUACAAAUUACAUAAUCACUGUAUGAUUUUAAUGAUUGUAGAUAUGUCGUCUAAUCGUCGACGGAACACAAAUUCUUCCACACGAACAGGUUCAACUCAGCCAACCGAAAUUUCAACUCCUCCCACAGAAACAACAGUGCGGGUAAAUUUACUUUUACUUCUAUUUUUUAAUAAUUUUUUUUAUUAAAUUUGACAUAAUAAGUAAAAUUGUAUUUAUGAAAUUUGUAGAACAAAGACAAGUACAAAUGGUCGUACAUUCAAGAAAAAACAUUAAUUCAAUUGUUCGAUGAAGCAAUUGCCAUGAAUAAUUAUACUCUUAAGCAUCCUACUUCUAUCGGUAGAGAGUAUAUGGUUGAAAAGUUCAAUCAAGCGUUCGACAUGAAUGUAACUUAUGGUUUUUUCAAAAACAAGCUUGAUGAAUUCAAAAAAAGUUACAAGAGGUGGAAGUUUCUAAUGCAUAAAACUGGCAUCACGGUUGAUCCUGAGACAUCCAUGAUAUAUGCAUCUGACGUAUGGUGGAGGGAACAAGAGUUUGGAUGCAAAUUAACAAAAAGCAUGAACCGACGACCGCCUGAGUUCUGGAACGUAAUGCAACGAUGUUUCGUCUUAUAUGAUGUUCAAUCACAAUCUCAACAUUCUGCUCGCCAAAGAAGAGAACAAUUGAUCAACGAGCAUCCAAUUGAUGAAGAGAGCCAAGAUGACUCAGACGCUGAUAGUGGUGAUGUGCCUCAAACACAAGUUCCUGAGACGCAAGAAGAAGAAGAAGUGUAUCGUGUUACAAUUGAUGUUGAUGAAACAUUCCAAAAUUCCGCUACUAUAAACCAACAACGAGGUAGGCAAUAUGUGAUUUGAAUAUGUUAUUCACAUAUAUUUGGAAUGGAGCACCUGGAUCAUGUCACGAUACAGCUGUUUUGCAAAUGGCACAACAAAGUGAUUCUGAAUUUCCUUUGCCUCCGUCAGAGAAGUAUUAUCUUGUUGAUUCUGGCUAUCUAAACAAACAAGGGUUUUUGGCUCCUUAUAGAUCAUCACGAAACCGAGUUGUGAGAUAUCAUAUGUCACAAUUCUAUUCUGGUCCUCCUCCAAGGAAUAAACAUGAACUGUUCAACCAAUGCCACGCAUCAUUACGUUCUGUUAUCGAGAGAACUUUUGGAGUUUGGAAGAAAAAAUGGAGGAUUAUUUCUGAUUUCCCAAGAUAUAAUGUUCACAUUCAAAAAAGAGUAGUAAUGGCUACAGUGGGAUUACAUAUAUUCAUCAGAAUUUCAAAUUUCUCAGAUGCAGAUUUCGCAGAUGUAAUGACAGAAACAAAUAUAAACAAUGGAGAUUUUGAGCAUGAUGUAGGUGACAUGGAUGCAGCAGAGUUAGCAGAUGGAGAACAUAUGACGGAAAUAAGAGACAAUAUUGCAAAUAUGUUAUGGGAAAAUCAAAAUAAUAGAUAAUACUUUUUUUAAUAUGUUGUACUUUUUUUAUGAUGAAACUAUUCAACGGUUUUAACAAUAUGUAUGUUAAAAAAUUAAGUUUAUAUUUUGAUCACUUUGUGUAUUAACGGUUUAUAAUUAUAUGUUAUUGUUUCUUCGUUAACAAAAAAAAUUAAUUAAUCAUUAAUAUAUAUAUAAUCUAUAAUCUGGACCGCUUAUUGAUUUGUUACCAUUCAAACAUUUUAUUAUGUACCGCAAUUAGUUUUUUCACCAAUCAAACAUUAUUCCGUACCGCUUAUUUUGUACAAACCGCACUUGUCCCGCAAAUACUUUUCUCCCGCACGUACCGCAGUUGAACCGUACCGCACUAUAAUACCGCUUUUCCCGCACAACAAAAAACGCUGUUACCAUUCGG